UGAGUUUGACCUGGGACUCGUUGCCCUUCUGCUCUUCCUUCUGCUCGAUGGAAGAGACGAUUCUCCAUGAGGCUCUUCUGGCACCAAUCACGUUUUUGUACGCGACCGACAAGAGGUUUCUUUCUUCGAUGGACAAUUCUUGGCCAGAGGAGGCAACGGCCUUCAUGUUUUCAACCAUUUCCUCAUAUCUCUCAGCUUGUUCGGCCAACUUAGCCAAAUAAACAGAGUCUUCACGUGAUAAUGUCAUGUUGUCGAGUUCUGUGGUCAAAAGAUAAUGUUAGUAUUUGCUUGUGUUAGCUUGCUGUGUGCUGCGCGACAGGUCGCAGCGUUGUGUGAGAAGGAAAGCUCAGCCAGACAGACAGAUGGGCAAGCUGUCACUUCUUCUGAGCCACUGACAGCAGGAAACGGGGGCGUGGAGACAGACGUGGGGACGCCGGCGGCGGAGGUGGACAGCACCACCGGCUGCAAUUGCAGCAGCAGCAGCAGCUGUCCACGUAGCCCCGCUGCACGCUCCGCACAGCAGCUGAUCUCGACGGAUCGGACGCCCGGCGUUGCCGCCAUCGCUGCUGCCACCCUACAGAACACCACUGCACAGCUCCAACGGCUGCCUGUCGUGCCCUGCUGUAGCAAUUGCAACGUCCUGCGCAGACAACUGCUCUCGAUCCGAUCCGCCCUUGUUGUUCACGUCCACUGCUUCUCUCCUGCUGUGCUGACUGCUCAUCCAUUGCUCUCUGCUGUCUGAUCCCUGCUCCCUGCUCCCUGCUCUCUGCUCCACUGCUGGCGGCAGCAGCCGCCAGCAGUACUCCAUCUGUCUGUCUGCCCCUGUCUGCUCCUCCUGCUUCUCGUCCCUGUCUGUCCCUGCCCUGCUUCUGCUCCUUGCCUGCUGCGCCUGGGCGGCACACCUGCCUGGA
Molecule: messenger RNA, 911 nt
Organism: Pichia membranifaciens NRRL Y-2026
Lineage: Eukaryota; Fungi; Ascomycota; Pichiomycetes; Pichiales; Pichiaceae
Exons: 1
Coding region: 275-742 (155 amino acids)
Source: RefSeq, a predicted model, not a curated record